Molecule: messenger RNA, 581 nt
Organism: Tupaia belangeri chinensis (Chinese tree shrew)
Lineage: Eukaryota; Metazoa; Chordata; Mammalia; Scandentia; Tupaiidae
Product: cofilin-2-like
Exons: 1
Biological process (GO): actin filament depolymerization
Cellular component (GO): actin cytoskeleton
Molecular function (GO): actin binding
Source: RefSeq, a predicted model, not a curated record
CUCAGCCAUGGGCACUAUGGCUUCUGUAGUUACAGUGAAUGGUGAAGUCAUGAAAGUUUUUAAUGAUAUGAAAGUAAGGAAAUCUUCUACACAAGAGGAGAUCAAAAAAAGAAAGAAAGCUGUUCUCUUCUGUUUAAGCGAUGAUAAAAGACAAACAAUUGUAGAGGAAGCAAAGCAGAUCUUGGUGGGUGACAUUGGUGAUACUGUAGAAGACCCCUACACAUCUUUUGUGAAGUUGUUACCUCUGAAUGAUUGCCGAUAUGCUUUGUAUGAUGCCACAUACGAAACAAAAGAGUCUAAGAAAGAAGAUCUAGUAUUUAUAUUCUGAGCUCCUGAAAGUGCACCUUCAAAAAGCAAGAUGAUUUAUGCUAGCUCUAAAGAUGCCAUUAAAAAGAAAUUUACAGAUAUUAAACACGAAUGGCAGGUAAAUGGUUUGGAUGAUAUUAAGGACCCUUCCACGCUUGGAGAAAAAUUGGCAGGCAAUGUAGUAGUUUCACUUGAAGGAAAACCAUUAUAAAGUGACAGUCAAGUGCCAUCUUGAUCUUAAGGAGCUUCUAUUUCUCCAGCUCAGUCCAUUGGAA